AUGCUGGUGCUUACCAGCACAACAGGAAACCUCGGGUCUCGAGUUCUUGAUACAAUACUCCGCCAGCAUCUCAUAUCUCCGUCGGAGCUCAUCAUCUCAUCUACAAAGCCAGAAAAAGUGUCAGCCACUGCUCGCGAUGCUGGCAUCGAAAUUCGAAAGGGUGAUUACAAAUCUCCUGAUUCGCUAGCCUCAUCAUUCAAAGGGGCGGAUGCACUCUUCCUUGUAUCGUUUCCCUCAGCCAACGUGGAAAGAUGGCUCUUUCACAAAGCCGCAAUUGACGCUGCCAAGUCUGUUGGAAUCCAGACAAUCAUAUACACCAGUCUCAUGUUCGGUGGCGAGUCAGGGCUCGAGAGCAUUGCAGGGGUUCAGCAGGCGCACAUCAAGACGAUUGAAUACCUGAUGCAGAGUGGUCUUCAGUACGUGAUAGUGCGCGAAGGUAUUUAUGCCGAAUAUUGGUCGGUGUAUGCAGGUUUUCAGCCGAAAAAGUACAAGAAGGACGACUCCGACGAUAUCAGGUUUGUGAUUUCGAACGACGGUCCAGUCGCAUGGGUCACAACAGACGACUUGGCUGAGGGCAAUGCCAAAAUCCUGCAACGCUAUCAACAAUAUAUUGGCAAGACGCUGAACCUGACGGGGGCGCGAGCAAGCAGUGUGAGCGACAUUGCCAAGCUUGUCGAACGAUACACGGGGCGCAAAGUCAAGGUCGACAUCGUCGGCAGGGAAGAAGCGGAGCGAUACCACAAGUACGAGAAGAAGAGUUUGCCGGAGGAGAUGUUCUGGGUGAUUGAGAGCUGGUCGGGUUGGCAUGAUGCCAUGGCGAAUGGCGAGACCGCAAUAGUCGAUCCCUUGCUUGGUGAGCUCCUCGGCAGGCAGCCCAAUGGUGUUGAGGAAAUGGCCGAAACCUAUUUCACACCAGAGUAG
Molecule: messenger RNA, 921 nt
Organism: Exophiala viscosa
Lineage: Eukaryota; Fungi; Ascomycota; Eurotiomycetes; Chaetothyriales; Herpotrichiellaceae
Exons: 1
Coding region: 1-921 (306 amino acids)
Source: RefSeq, a predicted model, not a curated record